Sander lucioperca (pikeperch) is the source of this 4025-nucleotide messenger RNA. It is a transcript of the gene elavl1a, whose product is annotated as ELAV like RNA binding protein 1a. Bases 236 to 1285 code for a protein of 349 amino acids. NCBI's taxonomy places the organism in Eukaryota, Metazoa, Chordata, Actinopteri, Perciformes, Percidae. The record is from RefSeq and is a predicted model, not a curated record. The transcript is spliced from 7 exons. Gene Ontology annotation, molecular function: RNA binding. Gene Ontology annotation, cellular component: ribonucleoprotein complex.
CCAUAGACUGUACAACCCUGACCACGCUGUCUCUUCUGCAGAGGCGUGUCUGGGCGCGAGUGGGCGUGGCGGGCUUUGUCACGUAAUAACGCGUUAGCUCAUUCUUCCUCGGUUUCUUCACUACGUAAGGCUGACUUGGAGGGAAGUGAACGUCGCUAAGAAAAGAAAAAAUAGGAGAAGAGAGCAGAAACAACAACUACCCCCAAAGCUGCCGCAGGAGCAGUGAAGUGUCUUCAUGGCAGUUCGUCGAGGACACAUUAAGUACUUGAAAGCCCACCUGACCGAGGAGGUAUAUGACAUGUCGAACGGUUAUGAAGACCACAUGGGAGGGGACGAGGGGAAGGACGCCAAGACCAACCUGAUAGUGAACUACCUGCCUCAGAGCAUGUCGCAGGACGAGCUGCGGAGCCUCUUCAGCAGCAUCGGGGAGGUGGAGUCUGCCAAGCUGAUUCGAGACAAAGUCGCAGGCCACAGUUUAGGGUACGGAUUUGUUAACUAUCUUAACCCUAGUGAUGCAGACAGAGCUAUCAGUACACUGAAUGGACUAAGGCUACAGUCCAAAACUAUCAAGGUUUCAUACGCACGACCCAGCUCUGACACAAUAAAGGAUGCCAACCUGUAUAUCAGCGGCCUGCCGAAGGCCAUGACCCAGAAGGAUGUGGAGGAUAUGUUUUCACGUUUUGGCCGCAUCAUUAACUCCCGUGUACUUGUUGACCAGGCCACAGGUACGACAGGCUCAUCCCGAGGGGUGGCUUUUAUCAGGUUUGACAAGCGGGCAGAGGCAGAGGAUGCCGUCAAAAACCUGAAUGGCCAAAAACCACCUGGAUCCUCUGAGCCAAUCACAGUGAAAUUUGCCGCCAACCCAAACCAGGUGAAGAACACGCAGAUCAUCUCUCAGCUCUACCACAACCAGUCCCGACGCUUCGGAGGGCCCGUACACCACCAGGCACAGCGGUUUAGGUUCUCCCCCAUGGGCGUUGACCACAUGAGCAGCAUGGGAAGCGCCAGUGUUCCUGGGAACGCCACCUCCGGCUGGUGCAUCUUCAUCUACAACCUGGGCCAGGACGCCGACGAGAGCAUCCUUUGGCAGAUGUUCGGUCCCUUUGGCGCCGUCACCAACGUCAAGGUGAUCCGAGACUUCAACACCAACAAGUGUAAGGGAUUCGGCUUCGUUACCAUGACAAACUACGAGGAGGCGGCCAUGGCCAUCGCCAGCCUGAACGGCUACCGGCUUGGAGACAAGAUACUGCAAGUGUCCUUUAAGACCAGCAAGGGCCACAAGUAGAGAGAGUGCGACAAUCGGGUGUAGAGGAAAAAUGGAAAUGACCUGCGCCGGGCUUUUACAGCAGCGAGCAGAAGUAUGAGUUUUAGAAGUCUGGCACAUCUGUUUUGGUUUUAGUGUAUUCAGAGUUAAACGAGAUGUUCACUCUUCUGCACCUUUGUACUUGUCUAAAGAGUGUCUAGACAGAUUUUUUUUUUUUCUUUUCUUUUUUUCAUCUUUAUACUCAUGCUUGGAGCUUGAGGACACGCAGUAGUUUUAAUUUUUAGUGAGGGGAUGGAGAGGGCAAAAUCCCAUCAUACCACCAAGAUAACUUUUUGAAAAUUAUCUAAAAAACUAAAAUUCUGUCCGUAUGUGUUGCAUGUAUAUGUGGGGACUAGAUAAAGGAGACACGCAAAUGGUUCUGAGCCGUGCACUAAAAAAUACAGAGCUUAAGGAAAGCCCUGCAAAUUGUUCUCCAACUGUGAAUGUUUGUGGAUGAUUUAGUCUAAAGAGGAAGCGAGGAACAAUAUUUUGCCCGUUGCCAGUGGUUGUUUUCGUUUUGGAAAAGCUGUGCUCUGUUCUGGAUCCUCGUCAUAAGUAGAAAUAGAUGCCUUAAAUUAUCAUCCAGUGGACACAGACCUACAAUACCACUCACUGUCUCAAGUCAAUCUAAGAGCAAAGCACUUUUAACCAAUCUGCUUUAGGUUACUAUGAAUAUCAGUCUUUUCCAUGUUAAUCUAUGACUUUUGCUCAGCCUCCUACCAGGUUAACAAGUUUAAACAUGACAAGCUCUGGAGGGAAAUGUUUUUGUUUUGGUAUCCCUGUGUAAAGUGUCUUUUUGUUUAAGUUGUAAUUCAGUACAAGUCAUGUAGAAUACGAACCCCAGUCAAUGAGUAGGGAAUUAGGAUGGACCAAAGGCAGGGAGAGAUUUGAUCCUAUUACUACAAGAAUUCUCAUUUAAGGUAAAUGUAUACCUAUUUUUCUUUUUUCUUUUGAAGAGGUACUAAGGUUAUAUCUGACGCUGACUGAGAGUAACAUCACUUUGGCUCAGUGUGCCGUUCGUUUUCUUUUUUUCUUUUGAGUUAAUUUGUAUUCAUUUUUUUUUUUUUCUAAAGGCAUAUAUUUCCAUUUGUUACCAUGUAAGUUACAAACUUGUUUGGAUGAGUGCUUAUCUCAAUAGCUCAAGUUUGGAAAGAAAUGAAUGGCCUUUAUUCAUGAUUUCAGUUUAGAUUUGCUUUCUUUUCUUUCUUUUGUUUUGGUUGUUUCACAUUGAGCAUAAACCAUUAAAUUUUAUUUCUUUUUGCUGAAAGUUUUGUUUGGUUUGUUUCUUUUUUAUUGACAUUUUUUUUAGAUUUGGAGUUUUCUUCUAUUUGUUCUAUUAUUUUUCUAUUAGCAAAUCUGCAGUGUUAAUGAAAGGUCCCCGGUCAAGCAAAAACAGGCCGUUACAAAAAGUGUUUCCACUGGAGGCUUCUAAACGCCUGAGGCAGGUUAACAUUUUUUUUUUUAAAGAAACAAUAUACGGCCCAAUGUUAGUUGUUAGAGAAAAGAUUAUUUAAUCUGUACACAGACACUUGAAGGAAAUGUAUUGUCCUGAAGACAUUUGAUGAAGCAACUUUUCUAAGAUUGCCAGAUUGACCGUUUGAACCACUCAAGAGCAACAUAAUUAGCAUGUUGAAGCCCUACGUUGGCACUUUGAUACAGUUGUCUUUUAAGCAGUUUUGAGUAGAAUCAAAGGCUUAUUUAUUAACAUCUGGCUCAGCAAAUCUGCGUUUUGGCACCUGGCUGUUUGGGGAGGGCGAUUUUACAUUUACAACACGGCAAAUAAGUAUAUAUUGUUCACUUGAAGAUUUUGUCUUUUAGACCCAAACCCAUUGCUCUGAUCUUUGUCUAGUGGGGGUUACUUUUAACUAGUGAGGCUUUGUUUACUUCGUAUGUCAUCCAUUUAGAAACGAUCAUUGGCAUGUCAUAGCUCAUCUUUUAAUAGUGAUGAAUUUGGUAGAUUUGUCGUGUUCUCCAAGGUGGUUGACCGGUGGAACAUCACCAUUGGUACCGUAAUUGUUCUUGAUUUAACUUGACCACAAAUUGAACAGAGGGACCACUGAUAGAGUAACAAAUAAAUCAUUUCUGGCAACAGUACCUGCUCACACUUUUUAGGAUUCGCUUUUAAAAAACCUUUUUCCCCCCCAGUAAUAAUUCCCUUUCGCUUCAUUAAUGCCUCUUUAAUCUGUGCCCCUUCCGAAGAAUAUUCACAUUUUAAGCUUCAGAUUUUGUCAAGUGCUUUUUGAUUUAGUAUUUUCAUGUUAUUUUUGUGUCACAAUUCUUAACUUAUCCUUAACUUUGUGCAAUAUUUCGUGACUUGCUUGCUCAAAGCAGGUAAUAGAAAGUUGUAGUCUUGGACUGUCAUCUUUUUUUAUGAUUUCCUUUUUCUACUGACGUUUUAGGUUACUGCUCAGUUUUCUUCAGCAGUCUAGUUAGAAUUGCAUGAAUGAUGCAAGUGAAUUUGUUUUCGGGCAGUCAGAAUAAGCUGCAUUCAGCCUUAAUUUAUAAGUGGGAAUGGUGUAUUUUACAUCAGAGGAGGCGCAGAUAAUUUAUUAAACGAUGUAUGCGGUCAUACUUGUUACUUAUUGGAGUGUUUUUAAUGGAUCAUUUUCAAAAACAUUUUUGUUUUUCUUGGUUUUUGAAGGACACUAAGUUGAAGUCCAUUAAAUGUCUUCUAACAUUGGAUAAUUUCAAUAAAAACAUGGUGGCUUUUCAGAGUUGAAAA